Pocillopora verrucosa is the source of this 2567-nucleotide messenger RNA. RefSeq names its product protein Aster-C. Lineage: Eukaryota; Metazoa; Cnidaria; Anthozoa; Scleractinia; Pocilloporidae. Gene Ontology annotation, biological process: intracellular sterol transport. Gene Ontology annotation, molecular function: sterol binding; sterol transfer activity. Gene Ontology annotation, cellular component: endoplasmic reticulum-plasma membrane contact site; plasma membrane; endoplasmic reticulum membrane. The record is from RefSeq and is a predicted model, not a curated record.
GUCUGAAUUGAUUAGUAAACCGGAAGUGAAGGUACAGGUGGAGUGAUCGUGGUCCCAAAGUCAGCCGAUGUGAUGUCACGCAACCAUCCGAUCGGAGGCCAAUAAAGGACGCGACGCUUAUUCCGAGAUCUCUUUCUAAAUCCUCGCAGAAUGCGUCGACAGUGUUUGUUGAGUUGUAGAAUUCUUUUCUCUAAAAUUCCCCGUCGGCUGUGGCCGAUCGAUCCAUAGGAAUUUGUGGGUUUUUUGUUUACGAAAUGGAAUUAUCGCGUGCCUAGUGCCUAGUUAAGGUUUCGAAAGAUGGAGUGCGAAAGUGAUCGUCCAGAAGUGACGCUCGUUAAGAGAGGAAAAGUCAACUUUGUCGAGAGAUCAAAGGGCUUAAAAAGCUUAACACGAAAAAUGCAAUAUGUGCCACUGAUUUUUCAAGAUACGCUGAAGUUUAGUUCAUCGUCCUCUGGUGCAAAGUCACAACUUCUCAAAUCAGAUAGGACACCAAACUUUAUCAAGUCUUUACUGUCAACACGGACUCCCUAUGAAGAAUUUCACCGUCUUUUUAAGAGUGUUCCAAUGGACCAGUUCCCCAUAAAUGAUUUUUCCUGUGCUCUAAGUCGUGAAAUUCUACUCCAAGGAAGAAUCUACAUCACACAAGGAUGGUUCUGUUUUUAUUCAAAUAUAUUUGGGUGGGAAACACAAGUAACAAUAGAUUGUACUAAAAUUCAGUCCAUAACUAGGGAGAAAACAGCUUAUGUUGUACCCAAUGCAAUUCUUAUCUGUACUGAUGAGGAAAAGCACUUCUUUUCAUCGUUCUUAUCCAGAGAAACUGUCUACAAACUCCUCCUUCAGGUGUGGGAUGAAGUCAAAGCUAAGAAUCAGAAAAUGGAUGAAGCUGAUGGGGAGAAUCAGCAAACUGAAGCUGGUUCUCCGUCAGAAGAUAAAGAUGUGUGGGAAGAUGAAGAUGAAGAUGAAGAACAGAAUAUAGAGGGAAACGAUGAUGAAGACCAUGAGUGCAGUGCUGGUGGUCCUGGAGAAAAUGCUGGUCAUUGCAAGAAAUGUGAACAAGCUAGAAAAGCAUCCUCUGAAAAUUUAUCAAGAAUUAAAGAUGUGGAUGAGGAAGGAAAAAUGGUGAUGAGUAAAAGAGGUGGCCAUAUUUCACAUCUGGGUGAAAAAAGCUCAGUUUCUAGAUGUCAAGACCCUGCAAAAAUUACUGGCUGUGCUGGUGCUGCAAUGUUUUUAGCUUCAGUAGCUGAAACUGUUUACUCAUACUUUCAAGUCAGCCUGCGUUUAGUCAGAAGACUUACAAGGGAACAGCUCUUUUACAUAACUACUUGUUUUCUAAUAACAUGUUUAAUAAUGUGCAGUUUAUUCCUGCUUCAACGUAUUUCCAUAUUGGAACCUAAAAUCAUGGCACAAUUAUCUUAUCCUCCAGAAAAGAUUCUUCUUCAAAAGUCAAUGCAUCAAUUGUGGAAACUUCGUCAGGAAGUUUUUGAUGCAGAAAUAGUUAGAUUUAAAACAAUUGUAGCAGCCAAUUUGAAUGCAAUCACACAGGUGCGGCAAACACUCAAAAUGUUGGAGGAUGAUCUUGAUGCUCAUAUGAGUAGAAAUUGUACUUUACUUGCAAACAAUGUGUGUGUACAAAUUUGAGAACAGGAACUUCCUCUUAAGCCUCAAUUACAGAACACUGAUGUCAAGUACUUUCAUCAUACAUCAUUGUCUACAUAGAAAAUCUGCAAAUCUGAAACAUCAACUACCCUCUCCAAAACUUUCAAGUAGCCUGAACUCAAGUUGCCUGUGUUCCAAAGUGCAACCAACUUGAAAUGAAUUUAAAUUUAGGUGCUCUUUAAGACACAUUUUCAAAUUGGUUAUUUAUUAUUGGCAAACGGUAGUUUUAUGAGCAGUGUAUUUAUUCCAUAAGUUUUAUAGAAAUAUAUAAAUUGACAAGAAGUAUUUUGUAUUUAAUGCAUUUGAAUGAUGACGAAGAGGUAAAUACUGAAAAUAAUUUUUACAUAAUAUUCAUUCUUAAAUGACAGUGAUAUGAAGUGACUGAGGCAAAGCCUUAUAAACUAGAAAAAAGGGAAGAAGUGGUAAAAUUACAUAAUUUUCAUCAGAUUUAUUUGAAAGAACAGUUGAAAACUAUUGUCCAUUCUAUGGCAACAAGUACACUGAAACAUUUGAAAUGAGCCUUGACAGUGCAGGCAUUGUCAUUUCUCAGCUAAAGCAGCGAAGCUGCUGGAGUUUUCAAGGGUGAAUAUUUUCAAAAAGUGUACAGUUUGGUAAAGUUAGGGUUUUUCUUGAUAUCAAGUCAUGGGAAAUCAGCUUGGGUUAGGGAAUUGUUCAUUACACGGCAAUUUUUAUGAUCAUCAUGUAUGUUUAACAAGGAAAUUGUAUUUCUAUCAUCAAAACACAGUGUAAGGAAAUGCACAAAGUAGAUUCAAUGAAUUUUAAUUAAUGGGUCAGUUACUGUACGUAUUUUAGUCAAAGGAGCAGAAAAGAUGCAGAUCUAUUAGGAAAUGGUAAAUUUUAAGAUAUAAUUUAGAUAUAAUGCAAUUUGAUAGGGAAUAUUUGAAAGAAUA